Molecule: messenger RNA, 723 nt
Organism: Cylicocyclus nassatus
Lineage: Eukaryota; Metazoa; Nematoda; Chromadorea; Rhabditida; Strongylidae
Source: the annotation of a GenBank genome assembly
AUGUUGACAAACGUCUUGGAGGCAACUCCAAACGAUGUUGAAGUUUUGAUAGAUCUUGCUCAGCUUCUGGAAGGAGUUGAUCCGCAUAAAUCGCUCACUCUCUAUGAAAAUGCUUGUGAUCUCAUAAAAACGAGCGAAGAUGGUUUACAAAUUGAUCCUCCAGCUGCUAUCUUAAACAAUAUCGGAGCCUUGCACAUGACUUUGGAAAAUUAUGAAAGGGCGAAGGAGUACUUCGAAGCAGCGGAAGCUAAGCUCCAAGAAGAUUUGGAGGGAGAUCUGUCCGAUUCGAAACUUUCUUCCUAUGUCAUCACUAUGAGAUACAACCUCGCUAGAUGUUUGGAACACUUGUGCUUGUUCGAAGACGCUGAAGUUUUAUACAAAGGCAUUUUGAGAGAACAAGAAAAUUACACGGAUUGUUAUCUUCGUUUCGGAUGUCUUGCACGCGAUCGAGGGCAGAUUUAUGAAUCAUCGGUGUGGUUCAAAGAAGCGAUGUCCGUUGGGAAGGAAGGAUCGGUUAUCAAUGUUUACUCUUUAUCCUGUCGAUUAAGCUCAAUGGCUGGUCACCUUCCAGCUUGCGUCAUUGACAAUGGGACGGGCUACACAAAAUUAGGCUAUGCUGGAAACUGCGAACCUCAGUUUAUAAUCCCUUCGGCCAUCGCUGUAAAGGACAAAAUAGCCAGUUCGAAUGCAGCCGCUCUUCGUUGGAAUACAUCUACUGGAUAA